Athalia rosae (coleseed sawfly) is the source of this 1902-nucleotide messenger RNA. RefSeq names its product DNA repair protein XRCC4-like. Gene Ontology annotation, biological process: DNA recombination; response to X-ray; double-strand break repair via nonhomologous end joining. The record is from RefSeq and is a predicted model, not a curated record. Bases 446 to 1498 code for a protein of 350 amino acids. Gene Ontology annotation, cellular component: nucleus; DNA ligase IV complex; DNA-dependent protein kinase-DNA ligase 4 complex. Gene Ontology annotation, molecular function: DNA binding. NCBI's taxonomy places the organism in Eukaryota, Metazoa, Arthropoda, Insecta, Hymenoptera, Athaliidae. The transcript has 2 exons.
ACAUUACAUAGUGCAUUACUUGACCUGCAUUCACUUUUCAAGGUAAUGGCUAUGACGGGAAUAGUGAGGGUGUGGUACCGGUGGUACCUUCGGACCCAAUACAAGUAUUGAGAAUCACUGAGAAUAGAUUUAAAUGGUAUCCAACAACAACAAGGAUUGUAUACAUACAAGCAACGCCACGACCCCGCGAUGCGUAUACAUAUGUCACUUAUCGAAGCUUGAAGUUGAGCUUUAAAUAUGACGUCACGCGAUUUUCUUGGGUACCAUAACCUGUUAAAAGAAGGACUGAUUUCCACUUAGCUUGCUGUCAAAUUUUUAUGCAAUCAACUAGCAUUACAUGCAAUUAAUUACUAAAACCAGCCAUGUUUUUCUUGGUAGUCACCAUUGCGUAGAAUAAAAUCGGACAAUCAAGAUACAAUUUUAAAUACAAAGAUUUGAAUUAAUUAUGGGUGACGACGUAACGACUUGUCGUGUCCUAAACAAACAUGAUGAUCAAUUUAUCAUACUAUUCACCGAAUGGUUAAAAUCUAGCUUCAAGACUACAGUCUUCAAUCUCAAAACCAGCUCACUUGGAGAGAUGAGCACAUCUCAGGUAGACAAUUUUGCUACUAAUCGCAACAGGACACGUGAUGAGUAUCUGAAGGAGGCAAGGAUUGCUCUAUCUGGGAAAGAUAAGACAAUGGAGUUUAUUUCAACUGAACAAAAAUUGCGAUGGAAAUCUGGGGCUUGGAACCACGGGAUAAUGGAAUUGAAGCACGUACCGCUACAGGAGGUUUCUCUGCAGAUACUAGAGAAAUUAGUGACACGACAAACCUUCUUGGAAAGCAAAGUUGAAGAGCUCAAAAAAGAGAAUGAUCAGUCAAAAGCUACAAUAGAAAGAUUAAAUGAAAAACUGGAAGCUAUGACAAAUUUAAAAAACAGCAUGGAGCAAACAUUAUACGAGAGAUUCUUGGAAGUUCUCAACUCAAAGAAGGCAAGAAUUCGAGAACUGGAAGAACAGUCAAAAAAAUCAUGCACCCCUGGUACUAGCGAAUCGGUAUUUGAUGCAGACACUGAUGGAAGCGAAACCUCUGAUCAAGAUGGAACAGAGAAUGGAGUACCAGAAUGGAACAAAUCCAAGGAAAAGUGCAAUUCUACAUUAUUUCCACUAAAAACUAGUGCUUCCGGUAGCAAUAUUAGAAAGGAAAAGUUUUCGAAGAGGCAAAUGGAAGAUGAUGAUGAAAAAAUGAUAGAUUCAGAUUACGAGGAAACAAAAAGGAGGCAGAAAAAUCAUAGACCCGUUGCUUCUAAGCCAUCAUCUGAGUCCAACGGACUAAAGGUCUCAAAGUUUCCAGUCAAUAAACCAUCGACGAGUAAAAAUUAUAAUGAUAUUGAAGCUGACAAAGUAGAUAGUAACAAAGUAGAAGGAAAUGUUGUGGUUCGAACUACUGAGAGUACUUCAAAAAUAAGCAUGCUGAAUCUUACCAGCGAAGAAUCCGAGGAAGAUUUAUUUGCCUGAGUCUUGGAAAAUUGACUGAGAAAGAGUCGCAUGCUAUAUUUCGAUCAAGUCAUUAAAUUUUAGUAGUUAAAUAUAUCCAUUUUCUAAUAUAAGAAAAUGUUACAAGACAAAGGAUGUAUAUCAGAGUAAUAGUAAAUUCUAUUAGCUUAAGUUGUAUAAAUUUUGUUUAUAUUAACAAAAAUGUAUAGAAAUCAAUCUAGUUGCAAACAAGUUUUUACCAUAUACAUGAUCUACUUAAAAUUGAAGAUUUUUAUUACAUACGUUUUAGAUAGUAUUUAUUUUCCUCCCACUGUUUUAGUUGUCAAACACAUUCCUUGAUGAAAAUUUUAGUGGCCUCCUAGUAUUGAGUAGUAGAGUGUCACAUUAUUACCAGACUGUAAAUAAAAUUUAGUUGAAGGCAUCAA